Aspergillus welwitschiae is the source of this 582-nucleotide messenger RNA. RefSeq lists its product as uncharacterized. The transcript is spliced from 4 exons. The record is from RefSeq and is a predicted model, not a curated record. Bases 1 to 582 code for a protein of 193 amino acids. Lineage: Eukaryota; Fungi; Ascomycota; Eurotiomycetes; Eurotiales; Aspergillaceae.
AUGUGGACGACAGGCAAUUCUCCCAACUAUCCAACUUUCUCUCGAUGCCGAGUUCAGGGCCUUCUCAUGCGAGAACUGCCCUACGGGCGCAGAUGCAGAAGGCGCGCUGUCAGUGAAAGGAUUUCAUCAUCACAUCCACACACCACUCCUGAAGGAGCGGAAUACGACGAAAAACUACCCUACGUACAUGAGACCGUGGCCGUUGACUGCUACCUGUCUUCUUCUUAUGAGGAUCCCGAAUUCCUGACCUGGAAUGGGCCCAGCAUCCUAUCUCCGUGUACGCACCCCGAGGAUGUCUUUCGGUAUGCCUCUGCCAUGCUGUCCUACCCCGUCAAUUGGUUAGAAAUGCAUAUUAAGGUCGUCCACAAGUACACGUUCGAAUCGAUCUGGGAGGUAAUCCGUCCAUACAUGCGGACUAUCGAUCAUGCAGAUUAUCGGUUUCAAGUAUUCGUGUGGCCAAGGGGCGAGCGGGAGCCGGAUAACACAGGAAGAUUAGGAGUGUUUCCAGGGCCAAACCCUAUCUAUCCCGGAAGAAUCCUGGAUCCAGAGCGUUUUGUUGAAAACAUCUCUUGCGGCUUCUAG